AUGUCACCAGCUUCGUCAACGUCAUCGCCGUCGCCAUUUUACCGUGGCAUAUGGCGCCUAACGGAACUUAAGAAGAAGAAGCAUAAAAAAGAUAGCUUAACAAGUUGUCAUUCGAAUAGCGAUGAAGCAGGAGCAGCAGUAGCAGCAGCAGCGGCCGAAGGCGACAGUUCCCAGAAUCGUACGCAGCCAGUAGCCACGGCACAGAUUGCUGAUGAAGUGCUCGGCUCCUCACAGCCAUCAAAGGGGUUAGUUUUCAUCUUGGUUUAG
Messenger RNA from Gongylonema pulchrum, 267 nucleotides. The record is from the annotation of a GenBank genome assembly. NCBI's taxonomy places the organism in Eukaryota, Metazoa, Nematoda, Chromadorea, Rhabditida, Gongylonematidae.